AUGGACACGUUGAUAGGAAACCAACUCUGCAAUGUCACAUUUGCACCAUCCGUCAUUACACUUCCCGCGUCAAUAGGCUUGUUGCUCUUGGCACCUGUGAGGAUUUUUCAGCUUCGAAAUGAGUCGGUCAAAGUGUCCUUUGGCAAACUGGCGUAUGCCAAACUGACAUUUUCGUCAUUUCUGGUGCUUUUGAAACUAGCACAGCUUGUUGUUACUGUCUGGACAGGUUUCCAAAGGCGGGUUGAGUUGCUUAGCCUCUGUGCAUCCUUGAUCGCGAGUGUCCUGCUCGUGCGGCUAUCUCUCGCGGAGCAUAGACAGUCAAUAAAUCCAUCGACCUUGACGGCAGUCUAUUUAUUGGUAGUGCUGUGUGGUAAUAUGAUUGCUGGCAGCCAAGAACUUGUAUCGUCUCAGCGCUUCAACAGUCGCAUUCUCUCCAAGGCGUUAUGGUGUGCUGAGGUCUUAACUCAGCUGGUCCUUUUGGUCCUUGAGUCCCAGAACAAAGUCAAGGCUACACUCUCCCCUUACAAAAGCACUCCGCCUGAAGAUGCUGCUGGAAUGUUUAGCCGAACGUUCUGGUGGUGGCUUAUGGAUUUGCUGGCGGCAGGAAAGCACAGCAACUUGAGAAUAAGUGACACCCCACGACUGAGUGAAUCGCUGCAGCCGAGACUUGCGCGAACGGGUAUACUACAAGCAUGGAAUAAGAGAGCUAAGUCUGACGAUGGUUAUGUACUACUAAAGGUAGUGGCAGGCAGUUUGACCAAGCCACUGUUGUCGCCAAUCAUCCCACGAGUUUUCGUGACAAUAUUUCGAUGCAGUCAGCCGAUCAUCAUAGCCCGUGCGAUCACAUUCGUGACGAAUAAUCAGGAUGGUGACAUAGACUCAUGCGAAGCGUUCAAGAUAUUCUUUGCUGCAGUGACUGUAUAUUUUGGACUUGCUAUAUCGAAUUCGAUGUAUGUACAUCGGCUGAACAGACUCGAAGUGCUUAUACGAGCCUCCCUUGUGAACCUUGUUUACGAAAAGUCACUGAACCUCAGCCACGAUGGGGCCGACGCCGGUCGAGUGGUCACGAUUAUGAGCACAGAUAUCGACAGUGUGACUGAUAUGGGCAGACUUCUUCAUGCAAGCUGGGGCCAGCUCUUUGAACUUGUGGGUGGUUUGGUGUUGUUGGCAAAAGAGGUAGGCUGGCUGUUUCCAGUGCCGGUGGUUACCAUCUUUAUUGCCUCUCGAAUGAGUCGUUUCGUUGCCCAGAACGUACGUUCUCGAACCAAGACUUGGAAUGACGCCACGCAAGCUAGAAUAUCGACACUGAGCUCUAUCCUCGGAUCAAUGCGUGGCGUGAAAGCAAUGGGUCUAUCUGAUGCUAUCAAAAAGCACGUAGAGAACUUACGUGGAAAAGAGAUUGAUGGCUCCAAGCACGUUAGAUGGAUGCAGGUGGCUUACAAUGCAAGUGCAAAUGCCAAUGGCAUCUUUACUCCUGUCAUUACUGUCGUGUUGUAUGCGAUCUUGGCUGCCUCGAGAGGCGUGCCUCUUGACACCAAGACGGCCUUUACCACUGUAGCAAUUCUGCUUCUGGUAACGCACCCGGCGAAUAUGAUCAUGACAAUUGUACCUAGAGUUAUUGGCUCUUUGGGAAAUGUUGAUCGAAUUCAGUCGUUUUUGCUUGAGUCACCACGGGUUGACUCUAGGAAGAUUAUUCAUGAUGACAAUUAUCCUACUGAACGAGAGAUUGAGACUGGCAUACGUCUUGACGAUGUGACGAUCAGAUUUAGUAAGAAGGCUGCUCCAACACUCAGCAAUAUCGAUUUGGAUCUUCCCAAACACUCUAUUACGAUAUGCGGCGGCCCUACUGGAUGUGGGAAAACCACACUGGCCAAAGCAAUAUUGGGCGAAGUCUCUCCGACACAAGGUGUGGUAACAGUCUCUUCGUCGCGUAUUGCGUAUUGCGACCAGCGGGCUUGGGUUCCAACUGGCACCAUUCGACAAAUUAUUUGUGCUUUUGCAGACGUAGUGGAUGAGAAACUGUACAAAGAGGCGUUGAGAAUCUGCUGUCUUGAUCAUGAUCUUCAAAGGCUGCCUGAUGGGAAUGAGACUGUAGUUGGAAGCAGGGGGUUUAACCUCUCUGGAGGUCAAAGGCAACGACUGGCUUUGGCUCGCAUGGUGUACUCUGGAGCGAGUAUUGCCAUACUAGAUGAUCCGUUUAGCGCUCUGGACGGAACAACUGAGAGCAAAGUAGUCAAGAACUUGCUAGGUAGAGAAGGGUGGUUUCGAAAGGCGAAAGUGACUACUUUUCUUAUCACCAACGCAGCGCAGCACUUUCAAUAUGCGGAUCGAGUUGUUCUUCUGAACAAUUCGCGAGUUGCCAUGCAGGGCGACUGGAGGACCCUGAAGAAUCAUUCUUCAGAGAUGCAAAAGUUUAGUUUCCAAGAAACCGACUCCCCAAAUGUUGAAUCAAAGAGCAAGGUUGUGAAUGGCACCUCGAAGCAAGCCGAGAAGGACGCAGAACAAGAUUUGGGUCGCCGCGUUGGAGACUUGUCCCUCUAUAGUUACUACAUCCGGUCUGUCGGGAUCUGGAACUUCUUACUGCUGGUAGCAUGCACUGCUUUAUUCACCCUCAACAUUUUUACUACUUACUGGUUUAAGUUGUGGACGGAGAGUGAUGGAAACCACACGCUCUACUACAUUUCGGGAUAUGUUUUGUUGACAUUCAUUGCUUGGGCUGCUACUAGCGCGAACUUAUGGAGCACUUAUAUUCUUCUGGCGCCAAGAUCGGGACGAUUGCUCCAUCAAUCACUGCUAGAAACGACUAUUGCAGCACCACUACAGUACUUUUCUUCUACGGAUGUGGGAGUUAUUCUAAACAGAUUCAGCAAAGAUAUCUCGCUUGUAGACAGACAACUCCCUUCCGCAUUGUCGGCUCUGUGUGCUCAAAUCUUCAAAAUGCUGCUUCAGAUCAUACUCCUGGCUCAGGUUCAACGUCCCCUGCUGGCCGCCCUCCCAGUUUGCACACUGGUAGUGUAUUUAGUGCAGAAAGUAUACCUGCGAACGUCCCGUCAACUUCGUGUUUUGGAGCUAGAAUCCCACUCUUCUCUGAAUUCCUGGUUUCUUGAAACCACCGAGGGUCUGCUCUCGAUUCGAGCAUUCAACUGGAUCAAACCCGCGACAGAUAAAAACCUCGAGAAUCUUGAAACGUCUAUCAGGCCUGCCUAUUCACUCGCUUCGCUGCAAUGUUGGCUCAGCCUUAUGCUUGAUCUUAUCGUCAGCUGCAUUGCUGUGGGCAUAAUUUUCAUUGCAGCGGCGUGGAGGAGCGAAACGUCCCCUGGGAAUAUUGGUGUCUCUCUGAACCUGAUUCUUAUAGCUAAUACGACACUCCAAAGACUUGUUGAAUCAUUUACGCAGCUUGAAGUUUCUCUUGGGGCUAUUGCUCGACUUAAAGAAGUUGAGAUGACGACACCGAAGGAGGACAAGGCAGGCGAGGAUCAAGUCCCGGAGUCGUCUUGGCCAGAAACAGGUCGCUUGACAUUGAGUAAAUUUAGUGCGGGAUACGGUGACGGGCAUAUGGUUCUGAAAGAUCUUAAUCUGACCGUUGAAGAAGGUAGAAAACUCGUGAUCUGCGGUCGCACUGGCAGUGGGAAGACUACUAUUGUUUUGGGGCUUCUGCGUCUCAUAGAAAGCUCCGGAAGUGUCGAGAUUGAUCAACACCCACUGUCCCGAAUUCCUCGAAACCUAGUCAGAAGUCGGGCCUUCAUCACAGUCCCACAAGAACCCUUCUUCCUACCUGAUGCGUCCCUCCGCUUCAACUUGGACCCGGACGGUCUAGCUUCAGAGGAAAUGCUUCGUGGCGCUCUUCAAAACGUGGGAAUCUGGGAUGCCGUGUGCGGUAUAAGUCGCGGCAUCGAAUUGGAUCCUCUUUCUCAGCCUGUUUCGAACCUACAGGCACUGUCUGUUGGCCAACUUCAACUCGUAUCUAUGGCAAGCGCCGUAUUAAAGAAGAAUAUACUGAGCCAAGGGUUGGAAUAUGCCGACUUUGGGAGUGACACGCUGUCUCCGAAACCUAUACUCCUUUUGGAUGAAGCAACCUCGUCUUUGGAUACCACCACAGAAGAGGUUAUUUACAACAUAAUCGAGAAUGAGUUUGUUGCAUGCGGUUAUACAGUUGUUAUUGUUGCGCAUAGAAUAAGUGUUUUGGCAAAGACUAUGCGUCCUGGAAAGGACAAGGUGGCGUGGUUGCAGGAUGGGCGAGUUGUCAAGGUCGGAGAUUACGACGAGAUUGCUCAGCUUGCGACUUCGGGUGUAGGGGAUGAGGAAUAA
Pochonia chlamydosporia 170 is the source of this 4308-nucleotide messenger RNA. RefSeq names its product ABC multidrug transporter. Gene Ontology annotation, molecular function: ATP binding; ATP hydrolysis activity; ABC-type transporter activity. Lineage: Eukaryota; Fungi; Ascomycota; Sordariomycetes; Hypocreales; Clavicipitaceae. The transcript has 16 exons. The coding region runs from base 1 to 4308 and encodes 1435 amino acids. Gene Ontology annotation, biological process: transmembrane transport. The record is from RefSeq and is a predicted model, not a curated record. Gene Ontology annotation, cellular component: membrane.